Molecule: messenger RNA, 4571 nt
Organism: Dendronephthya gigantea
Lineage: Eukaryota; Metazoa; Cnidaria; Anthozoa; Malacalcyonacea; Nephtheidae
Product: importin-5-like
Exons: 30
Coding region: 31-3315 (1094 amino acids)
Biological process (GO): protein import into nucleus
Cellular component (GO): cytoplasm; nucleus
Molecular function (GO): nuclear import signal receptor activity
Source: RefSeq, a predicted model, not a curated record
CGUCGUUUGAAAUCAACAUUUAUAGCAAUAAUGGCUAACGAAGAUUUAAGUCACUUUGAAGGGCUUCUUGGACGGUUGAUGUCACCUGAAAAUAAUGCAAGGCAACAAGCUGAAGCUGAAUAUGCUCAAAUUGCUGAUCCCAAGAAGAUUGACUUCCUGGUCAAAACAUUAAGAUUAUCGUCAGCUGAGGAGGUACGACAGAUGUCUGGUGUAUUGAUUAGAAGGUUAUUUUCCUCAACUGUUGAUCUGUAUGAAAGUCUAAGUGAAGAUCUUAAGCUGUCUUUAAAACAAGAACUGUUGCUAGGAAUACAACAGGAACCAUCAGUGACUGUGAAAUGGAAGAUAUGUGAUGCUGUGUCAGAGAUAGCUCGUUGUUUACUAGAUGAAGAUGGCUACAAUCACUGGCAAGAACUACUACGAUUUUUACAUGAAUGUUGCAACUCCCAAGAUCGAAGUUUACGUGAAUGCUCUCUUCGUAUACUAUUAUCAUUCCCAGGAAUUUUUGGCAACCAGCAAGAUCACUAUCUUCAGGUCAUCAAAGGAAUGUUAUGGCAAUGUAUGCAGGAUCAAACAUCUCCACAGGUUAGGUUUACUGCAGCUCGGGCAGCUGUGGCAUUCUUAGUUGAUCAAGUUCUUGAGCAGCAGCAGAAACAGUUUGUUGAUAUUGUACCAGGAGUAUUGCAGGCUUUGAAGGAUAGUUUACAAGAACAGGAUGACAACGUUCUCAAAAGCAUGAUUGAUCUCGCCGAAAAAGCGCCAAAAGUUUUAAGAAAUAAUUUAGAAGUUGUUUUAAAUAUCACCCUUCAGACCGUUUCAAAUGCUGAGUGUGAAAAUACCGUACGUCAACUCGCAUUAGAAUGCAUUGUUACAUUGGCUGAAUCAGCCCCAGCAAUGCUUCGAAAAUAUCAAAAGUUUUUUCCACUUAUUAUACCUCAAAUGCUAGCGAUGAUGGUGGAUUUGGAAGAUGAGCCCGACUGGAGUGCGUCUGAUGACCCGGAUGAUGAUGACUGUGACAGUAAUGCCGUUGCUGGCGAGAGUUCUCUUGAUCGGUUUGCCUGUAGCAUUGGAGGCAAACAUAUGUUGCCCCACAUUAUAGCAACCGUUCCACAGAUGCUCCAAAAUGAGGACUGGCGGUACAGACAUGCUGGGCUAAUGGCGAUUUCUGCAGUUGGCGAAGGGUGUCAUAAACAAAUGUUAAAUAUGUUACCUAAUCUCGUUGAGAGUAUUUUACCUUUCUUAACUGAUCAGCAUCCUCGGGUCAGAUAUGCAGCCUGCAAUGCACUCGGUCAGCUGUCUACUGACUUUGCGGAGGGCUUCCAACAAAAGUUCCAUGCAAAGGUUAUCCCUGGUCUACUUCACGUCCUUGAUGAUACGGAGAACCCUCGUGUUCAAGCCCACGCUGGUGCUGCUCUCGUGAACUUUUGUGAAGAAUGUCCUAAGCCUAUUUUACUUCUCUAUCUCGACAAUACAUUACAGAAACUAGAGAUGGUUCUUCAGGCCAAAUUGCAGGAUCUGAUAAACAAUGGCAGGAAAAUGGUAUUGGAGCAAAUCAUUACAACGCUGGCCACUGUGGCUGAUACAGCCGAGGAGAAGUUUUUAUGUUAUUAUGAUCGUUUUAUGCCCACAUUGAAGUAUGUAAUGGAAAACGCUGUACCGAGAGAUUUGCGGCUUUUAAGAGGAAAAACAAUCGAGUGCAUCAGUUUAAUUGGCUUAGCAGUUGGCCAUGACAAGUUUUUACAAGACUGCAAUGACGUUAUGCAAAUGCUGUUACAAACUCAAACGGAAAUGGCUGAGAUUGAGCCAGAUGAUCCUCAGCUCUCUUACAUGAUAUCAGCUUGGGCACGAAUGUGUAAAAUCUUGGGAGAAGGUUUCAAAGAAUAUCUUCCUCUUGUUAUGCCACCCGUAUUGAAAGUUGCUUGCAUUAAACCUGAGGUCGCACUUCUGGACGCUGAUGAUCCCAAAAACGAUGCUUACUCUGAAAAUGAUGGCUGGGAAUUUGUCUCUUUGGGAGAUCAGCAAAGAUUUGGAAUUAAAACAGCUGGACUAGAAGACAAGAGUACGGCGUGCCAAAUGUUGGUUUGCUAUGCAAGAGAAUUGAAAUCUAGCUUUUCUGAUUAUGCGGAAGAGGUUGUCAAGAUCAUGGUUCCUCUGCUAAAAUUUUAUUUCCACGAUGUUGUGCGUUCAGCGGCGGCAGACUGUCUACCGUAUCUACUGGAAUGUGUCAAAGUAAAAGGCGAUGGCUAUGUGCGUCAGAUGUGGGGUUAUAUAUGGUCUGAGUUACUCAAAGCUAUAUCAACAGAACCUGAGCCUGACGUCAAAGUGUUGUUAAUGGAGUCGUGUGCUAGGUGUAUAGAAACUCUGGGGAAAGGAUUUGUGAAUGAAUUAUUCUUUCAAGAACUUGCUAAAGUACUCCACGAUGUAUUAGAAGAACACAGAAAACGACAAGAGGAAAGAAUUGAAAGGCGAAAAGAAGAAGAUUACGACGAAGAAGUUGAGGAAGAUCUUCAGGAUGAAGACAGUACGGAUGAACUUAUUCUACGCAAGGUGUCAGACAUAAUGCACUCGUUGUUUGGAUCGCACAAAGAAUCUACUCUACCAUUGUUUGAAAGAUUGAUACACGACUUCCAUGCAUUACUACAUACGAAUUCUCCGACAGACAAACAGUGGUCGUUAUGUAUAUUCGAUGAUCUCAUAGAGCAUGCUGGACCGGUUUCGUUCAAAUAUAAAGAUUAUUUUCUCAGACAGAUGUUGGACUCAAUUGUACAUAGAACCACUGACGUAAGACAGGCUGCAUCUUACGGUAUUGGUGCUAUGGCCCAAUUUGGCGGAAAGGAUUACGCUCCGACAUUUCUAGAGGCUUUGCCACUUCUGAGUCAGGUUGUCAACGAUCCGUUGUCUAAAAUACCAGAAAAUAUUGACGCGACCGAAAACGCUAUUUCCGCUGUGACAAAAAUCUGUAAAUACAAUCACGGUAAUAUAGCCGUGGAUGACGUCAUACCUGUGUGGUUGUCAUGGUUACCUAUCGUCGAGGAUAAAGAGGAAGCACCAUAUGUGUAUGGAUAUCUAUGUGAUCUUAUACAAAGUAAUCAUCCACUUGUGUUGGGAGAAAACUACAGUAAUUUUUACAGAGUGCUAAGCAUAUUUGCUGCAGCUUUUAAAUCUGACGUUUUAACAGAAGAUGAUGAAAUAAAACAGAGGAUGCUUCUUAUCUUAAAACAGGCCCAGAUGUCACAGGAGCUGUGGACAAGUUGUCUAUCGAAUUUAGAAGAAUCAGAGCAACAGGUUCUUAUGAAAGUCGUCAAUGGCCAGUUGUAGACAUGAUAACUCUAUAACCUCAGUCGCGAUCGGAUAUAAAACUAUGCAUGGUACAUACGUGAGAGGGAAGUAUCUAACAAUCGCCAGUUUAGGUCGCUGCUUCAAGAACAUGAAGCUAUGGCACACAGCGACAAUUGGCUAUUCCGAUGUUGCUGUAGAGUUACCAUGGUACUGGCAAAAUUAACAAUACUUUAUCAGGCUUUUCUGAAGGACAAGCUUGUUAUUAACGCUCCCAAAACAACUGUCAACGCUAUUACUAUAUCAGUCUCGUAUUUUAACUUCGGAAUUGUUAUAAAGACCUGUCGAUUGACCUCUUAUCGAUAUAUAGACGAUCCAUUAGAUCCACGUAGACACGAUCAAACUAGAAACAUGUUUUUGCAUGGUAUAAAUGGUAAAAUGGCAGACAUCUUGAGCUUUUGCUUGCCAAUAAAUAUUUUGAAAUUACAAGUUCACCCUACUAAAUAUAGUGAAUCAACUUUAUCCAGUCAGCCGUUUAUCCAGUCAGGCAUUUGCUUACAUGUGUUAUACUCAGACAUCAAAAUAGUUAAAAGUUUCCCUAUUCAAGGUAACAACAACAAACUCGUCCAAAAAAACAUGGAAAAAUAAUCUUUAUUCAUAGAAUAGGUUAAUCUGGAAACGAUGUUCUAUUUAAUAUACCGUAAAAAAUUCAGGCUACAUUCACACAGGACCGGACUAAUUGAAGACCGAUGCUCAAAUUUGUCCGGUUAAGGUGAAAAACGAAAAAUGGAUGAAGUUUUGACCGGUUUUACGCGUUCACACGAGAGAACCGGACAAAUUCGAGCACGGUUCCAAAUUCCUUCGGUCCCGCUACCUCCUCCGCAGGCGCUAGGGAGCAUAUUUGCCCGAAAAGGGCCUGAGAAGGAGGCAGUCUGUCCCGUGUGAACGUAGCCUCGGAUACACACGCUGAUAUCUUCCCCAUGUCUUCCACAACGGCCUUAAUUUUGAUCUUCACAAAACAACGUUUUUCGCUCAUUGCAUCAAAUUGUGUUCACAAACAAUUCUUAUAAGGAAAAGGUUGAUCUUCACUUGUAACAUGUUGACUCUGCGGGAUAAUUUCUCUGUCAUUUUACCUUUUCAGUGACGUUUGUGUAAUUUAAGAUCAUACAUGUACCAAAUUUAGCUUGGGAAUACGGAAAAGGGCUGGGACUAUAGUUUUCAAACAGGAAUUCAUUUUGCGAUACAAAUUCUUAAAACUCUUGUGAUAUAUAUUGCUUCCAAAUAUAUAAUAUAAUUAA